This is a messenger RNA of Gymnodraco acuticeps, 1496 nucleotides long. RefSeq names its product leukotriene B4 receptor 1-like. Gene Ontology annotation, biological process: G protein-coupled receptor signaling pathway. The transcript has a single exon. NCBI's taxonomy places the organism in Eukaryota, Metazoa, Chordata, Actinopteri, Perciformes, Bathydraconidae. The coding region runs from base 1 to 1026 and encodes 341 amino acids. The record is from RefSeq and is a predicted model, not a curated record. Gene Ontology annotation, cellular component: membrane. Gene Ontology annotation, molecular function: G protein-coupled receptor activity.
AUGAAUCACUCGACCGAGCUGUCUUCUUCAGUGGAAAUGGUCCCUGAGGAGUUUGACGGCUGGACAGUAGUUGUGUGUGUGAUCCUGGGUCUGUCAUUUCUGAUAGGAGCUCCGGGGAACCUGCUGGUGAUCUGGACUAUCCUGAGACAUGUCAAGCAGCGCUCCCACACUGUGCUGCUCAUCCUGCACCUGGCUGUUGCUGACCUGCUGGUCCUCAUCACCCUGCCUCUUUGGAUCUACUCCCUGGCUGACACCUUGGUGUUUGGAGGAGCCUUCUGCAUGGCCUUGGUGUACAUUGUCUAUGUCUGCAUGUUCAGCAGCAUAUUCUUUAUCACCCUUAUGAGUGUGGAACGCUAUUUAGCCAUCUGUCAUCCAUUUUUAAUGAUGCGCUGGAAGAACAAGAGCAUUAUGAACACAUGUCUCGCACUUCUGUGGUUCCUCGCAUUACUUCUAGGAGUGCCUGCAUUACUGACCGCACCUAUGGAUGAAAGCGAUGUAACUGAGUCGUGUUUCAUCAAGGAAUUCAGCUCUGUGACUCAAGCGAUCAUCUUGUUAUGUUUGGAGUCCUUGGCAGGUUUUGUAGUCCCUUUUGUCAUUCUAAGUAUCUGUUACUGUCUAGUAGCUGCCCAGCUAAGGAAAAUGAAUUACAACUCCAAACUAAAAUCUAUGGUGCUUGUGCACACUGUGGUGAUAGCCUUCACAUUGUGCUGGCUGCCUUGGCAUAUCAUCAACAUUAUUGAUGUGGUUUGCAUCCUAAAUUCAGGCACAGAUCAUGAAUGUGUGCAAGAGAGUGUUGUCUUCACCUCUGGAGCUCUUGUUUUUAUCAGCAGUUCAGUGAAUCCUAUAUUAUAUGUCCUCUUCGCAAGGAAUUUACGAGGGAGUUUGGAGCAGUCCCCUCUGGUCAGGCUUUUCCAGGAAAUGGUCACUCACACCAACAAACUCAGAGAGCUGGUAAUACAACAUCAGACAGGCCAGAGGGCAGCAAACACACAGUUGGAGCUGAUGAGCGACUCAGAAACUAAUUGAAUCCCUGGAACUGUGAUGCUGGGGAAAUGUGACAUUUUUAUAUUGCAGUUUAUUAUGGGACUAUUCUUUAUUAUGAAGGCCUUUAUAUGAUCGAAGGCUUUGAAAGACUGUACAGUAUGUCACAUGCACUUAAUGCAGUCUCAUCAUUGACACAAGCCUUCUCUCAUCGCCUUCCCAUUUACCCUAAGAUGUCAAGGCAAGAAAACAAAUGACAAUGUGUUUUUCAUUUUGAUGAUCAUAUAUUGAUGUUUUGUUGAAAAUCUUGAAAACAUUCAAUUUGAUAUGCUCUAUGAUUGUGAUAAAGUGUUUUUUGUUUUAGAGUAAAAGUCUUGUAUUUCUUUACAUCAGAUUUUUCUUCCUCCAAUUUUCUCAAUUUUGUAGAUGAUUCAUGAACUGUCAUCAUACAUAUUCUCCCAAGCCUUAAUGUUGUUGUGUGUACCAUGGAGUUGCUCCCACAUAACUUUUUAGUA